This is a messenger RNA of Setaria italica (foxtail millet), 1459 nucleotides long. Its product is annotated as probable ubiquitin-conjugating enzyme E2 23. The record is from RefSeq and is a predicted model, not a curated record. The transcript has 4 exons. NCBI's taxonomy places the organism in Eukaryota, Viridiplantae, Streptophyta, Magnoliopsida, Poales, Poaceae. The coding region runs from base 98 to 1333 and encodes 411 amino acids.
GAAGGAGCCCACUAGAGCUCAUGAUCUUUCAUGGGUCGGACACAUAGUUGAUUUUUGUGAUGCACACCAUGUCCAAGUCAAGUGGGGUGACGGCAACAUGUCCAAGGUGUCUUUCCAUGAGAUAACUGUCGUCAAAGAGCAAAGUUUUGGUGAGUUCCUUCAGGAAAUAGGCGAGUGGGUGUCUGAAGAUGGAGGCAUGAGCAACGACGCUAUUGAUCACGAAGCACAAGUGACUGCCGCUGCCGUUGUAAGUAUCCCUCCGCACACAAAUUUCAAUUCCCCAAGAGAUCGGGUAAAUGGUUGGACGGUGCCGGGAGCGUCAACCUCGGAGCUUACGGCCAGAGGGAACAACAAUGUAUCCGCACCCGUGUCCGGUGGUGAUGGUGAUGCCAAGGAGACCUCCACUGCUGUGGCAGGCAUCAAUGGAGGAGGUGGUGGUGAGGGGAAGCAGGCAGAGGCAGAUGCCACCGGCGAUGACAAGUCAUUUAGCUUCCCACAAUUUGAUAUCGUGCAGAGCCCUUCAGAUCACCAUUACCUUGAUAACAUGGAGCAGGGCACUGGUGGGGGGAAGAAGUGGAUGAAGAGGGUGCAAAAGGAAUGGAAUAUUCUUGAGAAUAACUUGCCAGACACCAUCUUCAUGCGGGCGUACGAGGACCGCAUGGACCUCCUGCGAGCGGUGAUGGUCGGAGCUAGCGGGACGCCGUACCAUGACGGCCUCUUCUUUUUCGAUCUGCAGCUACCGCCGUCGUACCCUGCCGCGCCACCGCUGGUGUGCUACCGAUCGUUCGGCCUACGUGUGAACCCCAACCUCUACCCCUCCGGCACGGUGUGCCUGAGCCUGCUCAACACCUUCGGUGGCCACGGAGCCGAGCUGUGGUCCCCGGAGGCUUCGACCGUCCUCCAGGUCGUCGUCUCCAUCCAGGGCCUCGUGCUCAACGCCCAACCAUACUACAACGAGGCGGGCUACGCCGACCUGGUAGGAACGCCGCAGGGUCGCCGGAACGAGCUCCCGUACAGCGAGAACACCUACCUGCUCACCCUGCAGACCAUGCUCCACCUCCUGCGCCGGCCGCCGGCGGGCUUCGAGGAGUUCGUCAGGGACCACUUCCACCGGCGAGGGCAGCACGUGCUCCGAGCGUGCGAGGCAUACCUAGAUGGCUGCCUCGUGGGCACGCUCGAUGGCGAGGGGAGCGGGGCGCGGCGCCCGUGCUCGGCGGGGUUCAGGCUCGCCCUCGCCAACGUGGUGCCCCGGCUUGUUGAGGCGUUCACCGCGAUCGACGCUGAUGGAUGCAAGGAGUUCGAUCGGAUACGGGUGCCAACAGUAUGCACUUAAUUUGUCUCUGCUACUCGCUAGUCCAUUUGUAUCCUACUUACAUUUUAAGUUACAAAACGCGUGUUCACACAUUUGAACUUUGACAUCAAUAUUAUAUUUUUGUAUACUGUUGGGAAUGGUACAACA